GCGGCGGUGCAGGCAUGUCAGCCCUCGGAGCGCCGGGCCGCGCCGCGGAAGAGGGCCCCGCGGCGGCGGGAGGGCUGUUCCGCCCCCUCAGCGCCGAGGACGAGGAGCAGCUGCCGGCGGAGAUCGAGUCGCUGUGCAUGGCCUGUUAUCGCCAGGGAGUGACUCGAUUGUUGUUGACCAGAAUUCCAUUCUUCAAGGAGAUCAUUGUCAGUUCCUUCACCUGCAGCAGCUGUAACUGGUCAAACUCUGAGAUCCAGUCGGCUGGUCGGAUCCAGGAUCAAGGAGUGUGCUAUACACUGAGUGUGCGAAACAGGCAGGAUAUGAAUAGGGAAGUGGUGAAGACUGACUGUGCCACAGCUAGAGUCCCUGAGCUAGACUUUGAAAUCCCUGCCUUUUCUCAGAAGGGAGCUCUUACCACCCUGGAGGGGUUAAUUGACAGGGCCAUAGCAGGCCUGGAGCAGGACCAGCCGGGACGCCGGGCAGCAGACGCGGAUGUGGCAGAAAAAAUAGAUGCAUUUAUAUUUAAGCUGAAGCGCCUAAAAGAAGUGGAUUCCGCCUUCACUUUUAUCCUAGACGACCCCUCAGGUAACAGCUUUGUGGAGAACCCUUAUGCCCCACAGAGAGACGAAGCCCUGGUGGUGGCCCACUACUGGAGAACUGCUCAGCAAGCGGCUGCGCUUGGGAUGGAGGCAGAGGAGUCCAAGGGGAACUCAGUGGAUUCUGCCGAGGACCUGCGGAACGAGGUGCUGCAGUUCAGCACAAACUGCCCAGAAUGCAAUGCUCCAGCCGCUACGAACAUGAAGCUGGUGCAGAUUCCCCACUUCAAGGAGGUGAUCAUCAUGGCCACGAGCUGCGACUCCUGUGGGCACCGGACAAACGAGGUUAAAUCAGGAGGGGCCAUAGAGCCCUUGGGGACCAAGAUCACCCUGCAUGUGACAGACCCCUCGGAUCUGACCAGAGACAUCCUGAAGUCCGAAACCUGCAGGGUGGAAAUCCCGGAGCUGGACUUUGAGCUGGGAAUGGGAGCACUGGGUGGAAAGUUUACCACGCUGGAAGGGUUGCUGAAGGACAUCCAGGAUCUGGUGGCGAAGAACCCCUUCACCCUGGGAGACAGCUCCACGCCUGACCAAGCGGAAAAACUUCGCGCCUUUGGCCAGAAGCUGCAGCAGAUCAUCGACGGUCAGCUGAGGGUGCAUUUUGUCCUGGAUGACCCUGCAGGGAACAGCUAUCUUCAGAACUUGUACGCCCCCGAGGAGGACCCAGAGAUGCGCGUGGAGCGCUACGAGCGGCUGUUCGAGCAGAACGAAGCGCUGGGCCUCAACGACAUGAAGACGGAGGGCUACGAGGCAGACGGCGCCAGCCAGUCGUAGAGGCAGGCGGGGCCGUGGGCGGGGCCCUCCAAAAGCACCCGCAGGCCCCCAGCAAGAUCCUUCCUCGGGCAGCAGCGUGUGGCUCUCGGGACUGACGCCGGCCCACGGAGGACCGCUAGCACAGCCUUCCCCCGUUAAAGCCGAGGCGUGGCUGACCUGGAGAGGAUGCCGGCUUGGGGUGGGGGGGCAGGGUGUCCUGCGCUGCGAGUGGAUCACAGCUUCACCGCCCCCCUUCUUGCUCCCUCAGCGUCUUCAUCUUGCCGGCAUCUAAUCUGGCGGGUCCUUUAGCAGGUCCUGGCUGCGUAUUGACUGCUGCUCCGUGCCAGAAUAUGGACUGCAUCUCUGCGAGCGGCUGUAGCAUGGCCAGCCCUGUGCCCUCCCCUCCCCUCCCGGUGGCUGUCUGUCCGUCUGUCUGCUCUGUCUGUCCACGCUGGAGCAAUAAAGCAGUGAGGUGUUGUGAUAGUUCAA
This is a messenger RNA of Varanus komodoensis (Komodo dragon), 1838 nucleotides long. RefSeq names its product ZPR1 zinc finger (gene ZPR1). The record is from RefSeq and is a predicted model, not a curated record. Lineage: Eukaryota; Metazoa; Chordata; Lepidosauria; Squamata; Varanidae. Gene Ontology annotation, cellular component: nucleus; cytoplasm. The coding region runs from base 15 to 1370 and encodes 451 amino acids. The transcript has 14 exons. Gene Ontology annotation, molecular function: zinc ion binding.